AUGGAUCGCCCUAGGCGUUCCAUUGAACAAGUCGAGGUCAUCGAACAUCGAAUCAUCGAAGAAGGGCGACGACCAGCUCGAGCAGGCGGUUCGUCCGUACCUUAUACGACAAUUCGAAAAUCGACCGAAACCUUUGAAACACGCGACGGUGAUUUCGACAGAUACCAAUUAACUGGAGAGAAUGACGUAAGUCGCGAGCCAUCAUUCAUCCACGAUUCAGCCAAUUAUGGUCAACAUAUAGAACUCUCACCUACAAGAAACUACUUGAACACAUCAGGUUUAAACACAUCAGGACCUCGAGUAGAAUUCGCCGAUACAACAAACAACACAACUGUCAUCAAUAACUUUGGUUAUGACGUACACGAGAUUCAUACCUCAGACGGAGGCGCACGAAUAGUCGAAACACACGGUUCAGGACCUCUGCGGGAUCACUCGAGACUCGAGUCAACACGAAUUGAAGAGGAUGAUCGUCCAGGAGUUACCUCUGCUUUGAGAAGUGGAGCAAUAGGCGGAAUGAGGAAUGCUUCCUCCAAUCCAAUUUUCACCGUCCAAUCGCCCAUCUCCAAUAGGAAUGAUAGUUAUCGAAUUUCGGACACUGAGUCAUUUGCUCGAAAGGACAGUUACAAGAGAAUGCAACAAUCAGAUGAACUCAUGGGAUCACUCAAUGUUUCCAAUAAAUCAUUUGUACCCCAAUCACAAGCUUCUCUAGUCAGUCGUAGUACUCGCCCAGAAGGCUCGAAUCAAGGAUGGUUUGCCAGAACAAAAGCCUACGUCGUUUCUCUCAUCGAUCAUUUUCGCAACAUCGAAUACACUCCCAAGCUUUUGGCUCACCUUUGCUGUAUUCUCUUCUUCCUUGUUCUUCUGAUCAUUCUAUUGGGAAUUGUUUUGAAUGCCCUGUUCCAUAGAUAUGCCGUGACAGAAUUCCUGUUAUACCCACCAGUGUGCGAGGAAUGUCGCAGACGGAAUCCUUCGCUAACCACCAAUUCCUUACCCUCAUCUGUAUUUAUCCAUUUCUAUUCUUCCUCUCAAGCCCAUUUUGAAUUACGCGGAAACUCACCUUUCAAGAGUAACAGCUUCACAGCUAUUGACUUCCAAACUGGCUACGUAGCCAUUGCCGAUCAUGCGUUGACAGAUUCCAACGGAAGACAUACCACCUGUUUCCUCAUGCCACUUGAUCGUUCCGCUAUAAACAGCAUUGACGAGUUAUCGGAGGCUGUGACAGACAGCUCUUACGAGAUUCAAUCUACAUUCGGCUGGCAAGAGUUCUGGCAAUUCGAAGCGGAGGCUAUUGAUUCACUUACGGCCAAUUCAAAAUUCACUUAUCCAGUACGCGAUUGUUCGGGUGCGAAAUGGUAUCUUCUUAAGCAGAGUGUACAUGCUAGAGAUGUUGCAUGUUCUGACUGCUAUGACUUCUGCCUUCCCGAUUGGGCCGUUGUACGCAAAGAGAAGUAUGAAGAUGAAAGUACUCUCGGUAUAAGACGUUUGGAUUGUUUCCGUCUCUACGUUCCGGAGUGGCGUAACUUCAGAGUUGAAACUGAUAUAUCUGGCGGUCAUUGGCAAUAUCCUUUAGCUUCGGAAAGUACCAAGCGUGAUCAAGAUGGUGAAUGGGUAUCUUGGGUUGCAACUGGUAAAGGAUUGCCGUUCCAACAAGCGCGUAAGAGGAGGUAG
Molecule: messenger RNA, 1668 nt
Organism: Auanema sp. JU1783
Lineage: Eukaryota; Metazoa; Nematoda; Chromadorea; Rhabditida; Rhabditidae
Source: the annotation of a GenBank genome assembly